Leucoraja erinaceus (little skate) is the source of this 4335-nucleotide messenger RNA. RefSeq names its product lecithin retinol acyltransferase b, tandem duplicate 1 (gene lratb.1). The record is from RefSeq and is a predicted model, not a curated record. The coding region runs from base 1273 to 3225 and encodes 650 amino acids. NCBI's taxonomy places the organism in Eukaryota, Metazoa, Chordata, Chondrichthyes, Rajiformes, Rajidae. The transcript has 20 exons.
GAAUUAACUUCUGCCUUCAUUGUAGUAAAAACAAGCAGCAGCGGGCCCUACUGGUGCUGACAGUCAGUUCUGGACCUGCCUUUCACUCCAUACAGUGUAUGCAGUCUGUCCAGAAUUUCAAUUUCGAUGGCCGAAUUAUCGUACUUAAACAAAUUCAGCAUUGAACGACCUAGUGGGUUUUUUGUUUUAUUCCUUUUACACUCUCCCAGUCCUGAAUAACACCCUGCCCUCUAAUGGGAAAGAUUGUGCCAAGCAAUGCUGAUGACUCUCAGUCUGAAGAAGAAUCUCGACCCGAAAAGUCACCUAUUCCUUUUUCUCCAGAGGUGCUGCCCAACCUGCCGAGUUACUCAAGCAUUUUGUGUCUAUGCUGAUGAUGGUCUCUUGAAAACAUGGCUAAUGUGAAUUAUUGUGUGGCCAGUCUCCAGAAUAUGAUGAAGAUAGGUACAACAAGCUGGAGUAAUUCAGCAGAUCGGGCAGCAAUUAUGGGGGAAAGGAAUAAGUAGCGUUUCUGUGGAAAUCUGCUUUAUCAGUGUAAUUCUCUGCCACAGAGGUAAUGGAGGCCAAUUCACUGGAUGUAUUCAAGAGAGAGUUAGAUAUAGCUCUUAGGGCUAACGGAAUUAAGGGAUACGCAGAGAAAGCAGGAAUGGGGUACUGAUUCUGGAUGAUCAGCCAUGAUUAUAUUGAAUGGCAGUGCUGGCUCAAAGGGCCGAAUGGCCUACUCCUGCACCUAUUUUCAAUGUUUCUAUGGUGGAGACCUUUCUUCAGAUUUAAAGUCAUCACCAUUUAUUGUCAGUCUGAAGAAGGGUCAGGGCUCGAUACAUCUCCUAAUCGUUUUCUCCAGAGAUGCUGCCCAAAGAUACUCCUCUAGUAUCUUUGAUGCUGCCUGACUUGUUGAGUUACUCCAGCACUUUGGUGUCUAUCUUCAGUGUAAACCAGCAUCUGCAGUUCCUUCCUACAGAUUAUCAUCACUGAAGCACAGCGCACAGGUUGCCCAUUCAUACUCAGGAUUUACAAAAGCAAUGCCUGGGGAAGUUUGCAUCAAAGAUACUAGUUUGCAGCAAAGAUCUUAUAGCGAAGCAAAUAAGAUCUUUGGUUUGCAGCUGCCAUCUACCGUUUGCAAAGAUUCAUUACCGCCGAACCAGGGCUGUACAGAGUCCACGCAGUUGCGGCCUUGUCGCUGCAAAUUGUUCUCUCGACAAAAAGAGAGAGACGAGUUGGUCGGAGUUUUGACGGGUUGUACACGCCUGACGGCGCUUUAAGUGGAAGGAGGCGAUGAACCGAUGGUGUUGCUGGCGUCGACUGAGGCCUUGGCGGGCGGCCCGGGCCCGGGCAUUUGGCGACCAGCGUUCCAGCGCCCGUUGGCCGGGCAGGCGCUGCCUGGUAACGGAGGCCGGGCCCAGACCCGUGCGGCUCGCCUGCGCCUCCGGCUUCUGGGGGGACACUGCGACCUCGGUUCCACAGUUGGUGUCUGGUGGGAACCUGGAUUUCCUGGUGUUUGACUACCUGUCUGAAAUCACCAUGUCUUUGCUCGCUGCUGCUAAAGCCAAAUCACCCGAUCUCGGUUAUGUACCUGAUUUUGUGCAGAUAGCAAUGGCUCCAUUUAUAAAGGAAAUUCAUAAAAGAGGAAUCCGUGUGGUCUGCAAUGCUGGUGGUGUAAAUCCUCUUGGUUGUGCGGCAGCUCUACAGGAAGUUGUUAUGAAAGCAAAACUAGACUUGAAGAUUGCAGUUGUGACAGGAGAUGAUUUAAUAUUUAUGAAAGAUUUGCUGAAAGAAGUGGGCAUCACUGACAUGUAUAACGACAGUCCUUUUCCUGCAAAUGUCCAAAGCAUGAAUGCUUAUCUAGGAGCCCGACCGAUCAGCAGAGCUCUGGAUCUUGGUGCUGAUGUAGUGGUGACUGGAAGAUGCGUCGACAGUGCUAUCGUUCUGGGACCUCUUAUUCAUUCUUUUGGCUGGAAACAAAAUGAGUUUGACCUGUUGGCUGCAGGAAGUCUUGCAGGUCAUCUGAUUGAGUGUGGUGCCCAAUGUACCGGUGGAAUAUUUACAGACUGGCACAAAGUUCCUGACUGGGAUAACAUUGGUUUUCCGGUGGUUGAAUGUUCCUCUGAUGGAAGUUUCAUCCUUUCAAAACCACCUAAUACUGGUGGCCUGGUGUCAUUUGGUACCGUUACUGAGCAACUUGUAUAUGAGAUUGACGACCCCCGUAACUACCAAUUGCCUGAUGUUGUCUGCAACUUCUCUCAAGUUACUGUGUCUGAAAUUUCAGUUACAGAUGGUGGUGCUGUGCUUGUCCAAGGAGCAAAGGGAUCACCUCCAUCUGACAGUUACAAGAUUUGUGCCACGUAUUUAGAUGGCUACCGAUCAAUAGCGGUGUGUCCCGUGGCAGGACGACGAUCUGUGGAGAAGGGAAGGAAAACAGCAGAGAGCAUUUUGAAAAGGAUGCAACGUAUUUUCAAAGAGGUUGGCCUAGGUGACUUCAAAUCGGUUAAUGUGCAGAUUCUGGGAUCUGAAGAAAUCUAUGGAAGGCAAGCUGCAAAGACAAAUAAUAACCCUCGGGAAGCUGUUAUUUGGCUAGCAGUUCAUCACAUGCAGAAGAAAGCUCUGGAACUAUUUUCCCGUGAAAUUGCUCCAGCUGGCACUGGAAUGGCACCUGGUCUAACAGGAAUUGUUGGCGGAAGACCCAAGGUGUCUCCUGUUCUGAAGCCAUUCUUCUUUUUGUAUCCAAAGCAAAAUGUUACGAUUGAUAUAUUUAUGAAUGGAAAGCAUGCUGAAACUUUGAAAGAAGACUUUAACUUUACACAAUUGCCUGCCUCAGAAGAAAACGCAGAACAGGAACAGGAUGAUCUAAAUGAUUUACCAAUUGGGGCUUGCCGUUAUCGAUUAGAAGAACUCGCAUACACCAGAAGUGGUGAUAAGGGCAACACCGCAAACAUAGGAGUCAUCGCUCGGCACCCUCUCUAUUAUCCUUACUUACGGAAAUUAUUGACUGCCCAGGCUGUUGAGGAAUACUUCCAGCAUCUUAUAGAGAAGACAGAUUCUGACACUAUGAUGGUCACCAGGUUUGACCUUCCGGGGAUCCAGGGAUUAAAUUUUGUGCUGAGAAAUUCUUUGGGCGGCGGGGGUGUUGCAUCUUUGAGGAUUGACCCGCAGGGUAAAGCGUAUGGACAGAUGUUGUUGGACUUUCAAUUGAGGAAUCUCCCUGAUCUAAAGGCGCUUGUGGAUGAGUAGAGGAGACGUGCGGAAGGCCGAGAGUUUGGGGAUCAUGUGCUGCAUGCCUGCACAAGCACAUGAUGUCGAUGCCUCUGCUGUGAUGCCUUUUUACACAGUAACAAAUGCACGCCAUAUAGAAACACAGAAAAAUAGGUGCAGGAGUAGGCCAUUCGGCCCUUGGAGCCAGCACCGCCAUUCGAAAUGAUCAUGGCUAAUCAUCUAAAAUCAGUACCCCGUUCCUGCCUCGUCUCCAUAUCCAUUGAUUGCGUUAGUCCCAGCAGCUAAUUCUAACUCACUCUUGAAAACAUCCAUUGAAAUGGCCUCCACUGCCUUCCGUGGCAGAGAAUUCCACAGAUUCACAACUCUCUGGGUGAAAAAAGUGUUUCCUCAUCUCAGUCUUAAAUGACCUACCCCUUGUACUUAAACUAUUAAUAAUUUCGACGUAGUAAACUAAAACAAGUUGAUUUUAUUUUAAAUUCAGUUUGAAGAAGCCCCGACCUGAUACGUCGCCUGACAGACGCUGCCUGACCCAUGGAGUUACUCCAGCACUUUGUGUUUUGCUCAAGAUUCCAGCAUCUGCAGUCUCUCCUAACUUCGGAAUUUUCCAUUGCUAUUUUUAUCCAUUUUACCAUGUUCUCAUUCCAAUGACUUUACGAGUAAAUAUAAAAUAUAUAUAUAUAUAUAUAUAUAUAUAUAUAUAAACUGCUGGAGGAACUCAGUGGCUAAGCAGCAUCUGUGGAGAGCAAGAGACAUAUUCGGAGUUUGGAAACACAGACCUUCCCUUUGCCUUCAAUGAUGCUGCUUGACCCGCUUAGUUUCUCCGACAGUUUAUCUUGUACUCCGGAUUCCAACUUGUUUUACAACAGAGACUGCACUGAGAUAGUAAAUAAAAAGCAAAAAAUGGUGCCAACACUCAGCAGGUCGCGUAGUAUCUGGGGGAAAGAGGGACGAAGUUAAAACUCGCGUCGAUAGGGUUCCUCGACUUUGUGAAGUAGUGAAACGCGUUGUGGGUUUAACGGUGUCAAUGGAUAAUAGCGAGUUCGUGUUUAAUUAAGUUCACCCUGCAGUUAUAACACAAGUAUUUUGUAUUUUAAUUUUAAUUUAGUAAUAAAUCACUUUCUUUAACAG